This is a messenger RNA of Spodoptera litura, 1115 nucleotides long. RefSeq names its product attacin-like. The record is from RefSeq and is a predicted model, not a curated record. Gene Ontology annotation, biological process: defense response to bacterium. Lineage: Eukaryota; Metazoa; Arthropoda; Insecta; Lepidoptera; Noctuidae. Gene Ontology annotation, cellular component: extracellular region.
ACCCAGUAAUCAUGUACUCAGCUCUGCUCCUUACUGUCGUGGUGGUGGGCGCCGCAGCGUGGGAAACAGUCCCAAGUCCUGAUCUAGACAUGGGAGAAUUCUAUCAGUAUCUUCAUGAGCCAAGCCAUCAUAGGCAAACUAGACAGCUACAUGGAAGCACUUUCUUCAAUUCUGAUAAGACUUCUGGUUUUAACGCAAGGUUGCCGUUCGCUUCAACCAACAAUAAUGUGUUCAGCGCUAUCGGAGGAGCAAACUUCGAUGCCAACAGGCAUCUGUCAUCCGCAACAUAUGGUCUGGCCAUGGAUAAUGCGGCCGGACAUGGACUCUCACUAACCAACACUCGAAUCCCUAACUUCGGCAACAGGAUCACAGCUGCGGGUCAUGCGAAUCUCUUCCACAAUCAGAACCAUGACCUUACAGCUAAUGCCUUUCUCUCAAGGAAUAUGCCAACCAUUCCACAAGUGCCUAACUUCAAUACUGUAGGCGGUGGACUGGAUUAUAUGUUCAAGAACAAAGUCGGUGGAUCUUUGGGUGUCGCUCACACGCCAUUUUUGCAAAGAACAGACUACUCAGCCAAUGGGAUAGUCAACUUAUUCAGAAACAAAGGCACAUCACUGGAUUUCAACGCUGGCUUGAGCAAGUCUGUAUCACCCUUUAUGCCGAAUUCAAGAUGGGAGCCGUCCACUGGCUUUACUUUGAGAAAAUUCUUCUAAUCAAACUCAUUUUCUUUGUGUCUUCUAGACAAGAAUUGGUUGCUAAAUCAGUAUCUUUAUUAGAUUUUAAAGGUUAUGCUUUUGUAAUACAGUUGAAAAUCAGUUAAAGAUCUGUUUUAUGAGUUAUCAACCGAAUUUUGUCGUUUUCCCCCUUGACUUAAGGUAGUCACUUCAUCGUCUUCUUUCAUCAUUCAGUCUAUUCUAUGGUCGAAUUCUUUCUUUCUGUUCAUCCGCGACUAAAUUUAUCCUUACUCGUUGCAUGCCAAAUGAUUAAAUACUUUAUUUUAAUCAAGCUACUGUUGAAAUUGCUAUGAUGGUGUUCAGAAGUCUUAAUCUAUAUAUAUAAAAUUCAAAGGUGAUUGACUGACUGCCUGACUGAUUGACUGACUGACAUAGUGAUCU